AUGGCAGCAGGAGUAGCAGCUUGGUUACCCUUUGCCAGGGCAGCGGCCAUAGGAUGGAUGCCAGUGGCCACAGGUCCCAUGCCAGCUGCUCCACGGCAGGAGAGGAAGCGAAGCCAGGACUCUCUGAUUGUGCUGAACGUGAGUGGCAUCCAGUUCCAGACAUGGCUGGACACCUUAGAACGCUACCCUGACACUCUGUUGGGCAGUUCGGAGCGGGACUUCUUCUACCACCCUGAGACACAGCAGUACUUUUUUGACCGGGACCCUGACAUUUUCCGCCACAUUCUUAACUUCUACCGGACCGGGAAGCUUCAUUAUCCCCGCCAGGAGUGCAUCUCAGCUUACGACGAGGAGCUGGCCUUCUUUGGCAUCAUCCCUGAGAUCAUUGGCGACUGCUGUUAUGAGGAGUACAAGGAUCGCCGACGUGAGAAUGCCGAGCGCCUGCAGGAUGAUGCUGAUCAGGAGCACGCAGCUGAGAGCUCCCUGCCCUCAAUGACAGCUCGACAGAGGAUGUGGCGGGCCUUUGAGAACCCACACACCAGCACACUGGCUUUGGUCUUCUACUAUGUCACUGGUUUCUUCAUUGCCGUCUCUGUUAUUGCCAAUGUGGUGGAGACAGUGCCCUGUGGAGUAAGCCCGGGUCGCAUCAAAGAGCUGCCCUGUGGUGAGCGCUAUGCCGUGGCUUUCUUCUGUCUGGAUACUGCCUGUGUCAUGAUCUUCACAGUUGAAUAUCUCCUACGUCUGCUGGCAGCCCCUAGUCGCUACAAAUUUGUACGCAGUGUCAUGAGUAUCAUUGAUGUGGUCGCCAUCAUGCCGUAUUACAUUGGCCUGGUGAUGACAGAUAAUGAGGAUGUCAGUGGGGCUUUUGUGACACUACGAGUCUUUCGUGUCUUCAGGAUCUUUAAGUUUUCCCGCCACUCACAGGGGCUGCGCAUCCUGGGCUAUACUCUUAAAAGUUGUGCCUCAGAGUUAGGCUUCCUCCUCUUCUCUCUCACUAUGGCCAUCAUCAUCUUUGCCACGGUCAUGUACUAUGCAGAGAAAGGUUCAUCAGCCAGCAAGUUCACCAGCAUCCCUGCAGCCUUCUGGUACACCAUUGUCACCAUGACAACACUGGGAUACGGUGACAUGGUGCCGAAGACGAUAGCUGGCAAGAUUUUUGGUUCAAUAUGCUCCCUGAGUGGGGUCUUGGUCAUUGCUCUGCCAGUUCCCGUAAUUGUCUCCAACUUCAGCCGUAUCUACCACCAGAAUCAACGAGCAGACAAGCGCAGGGCACAAAAGAAAGCCAGACUUGCCCGAAUUCGUGCUGCAAAGAGUGGGAGUGCUAAUGCCUACAUGCAGAGCAAACGAAAUGGCUUACUGAGCAACCAGCUGCAGCAGUCCUCCAGUGAAGAAGAACAGGCCUUUGUUGGCAAAUCUGGCUCUUCCUUUGAAACACAGCACCACCACCUGCUUCAUUGCCUGGAAAAAACUACGAACCACGAGUUUGUGGAUGAGCAAGUCUAUGAAGAGAGCUGCAUGGAGGUUUCUACAGUCAACAGACCUCCAAGCCACAGCCCCUCUCUCUCAUCUCAACAAGGUGUUACCAGCACUUGCUGCUCACGAAGACACAAAAAGACUUACCGCAUCCCAAACACCACCAUCACUGGCAGCCGUCCGGGCAGUGUCCAAGAGCUCAGCACCAUCCAGAUCAGAUGUGUGGAGAGGACGCCUCUGUCUAACAGUCGUUCCAGCUUAAAUGCCAAAGUGGAUGAGUGCGUUAAACUAAACUGUGAGCAGCCUUACGUCACUACAGCAAUAAUCAGCAUCCCGACACCUCCAGUCACCACACCUGAAGGAGACGAUAGGCCAGAGUCUCCUGAGUACUCAGGAGGAAACAUUGUCAGAGUAUCUGCUUUAUAAAACAAGGAGUGAUUUCUAAAUUAGCAUAAAGACCACUCACAAGCUGAGCUUGAGCAGUGAGAAGCGAGUCGCGAGGAAUGAGAGAGCUGACGUCAAAGCCCCUUCACCUGUGUGCCAGCAGCCGCCGCAGGAGAGCCACGGGGGAAACAAAACACUCGGUGGGUUUCGGUGUCAUAGCGUGUGAACCAAAAGGAGUUUCUUAUCCCUUGUCCAAACUGACACACGGUGGAAUCUUCUGUGACCAUCCUGACUUACU
This is a messenger RNA of Colius striatus (speckled mousebird), 2155 nucleotides long. It is a transcript of the gene KCND2, whose product is annotated as potassium voltage-gated channel subfamily D member 2. Gene Ontology annotation, cellular component: voltage-gated potassium channel complex; membrane. NCBI's taxonomy places the organism in Eukaryota, Metazoa, Chordata, Aves, Coliiformes, Coliidae. Gene Ontology annotation, biological process: protein homooligomerization; potassium ion transmembrane transport. The record is from RefSeq and is a predicted model, not a curated record. Gene Ontology annotation, molecular function: protein binding; A-type (transient outward) potassium channel activity; voltage-gated monoatomic ion channel activity involved in regulation of postsynaptic membrane potential. The coding region runs from base 1 to 1899 and encodes 632 amino acids. The transcript has 6 exons.